GUCACCGCACCGAUUCAGUUCUUGUGUGCUGCGAUAGCAGUUGCUAGGCUCAGCAGCGCUCCGCAUCUGCGAGGCACACACAUGCCCCGGCCCGGCAGCAAUGUCGAUUCUCCUGCACGCCGUGAACUUGGUGCUCAUUGUUAGCUUUCUACCGUCAUCGUCGCAAUCGCUGCAGACAUCUAGAUUGCCGGCGGAUCUGCUGGGCAGCCUGAAGAAAUGGUACGACAUGAGGAUCCGGCCCGACGACGAUGCUGGCCCAGUCAUCGUCACCGUCGACAUGUACAUCCGAGCGCUCUAUAACAUAGACGUGCGCAGCAUGAGCUUUGACGCCGACUUCACUCUGAGACAGACGUGGUCUGACCCGAGACUCACCUUUCAACGGACGCCACCGGACCCGGAAAAGUACAUAGGAGCGCCAAAACUCGCCGACAGUAUUUGGAAGCCCGAUUUGUUCUUUACCAACUCUAGACACGCCACCUUUCAUGCUGUGACGAGCCCGAACGCAUUAGUUCGCAUUUAUCCGAAUGGAACCGUGGUGCUUCACCAGCGAAUUACGUCAACGUUCUUCUGUCACAUGAAUUUAGUUCACUUUCCGUUCGAUCAACAGAAAUGUUCCAUUAAACUCGCAAGCUUUGGUUAUAGCAUGGAUGAACUACGGUUCGCCUGGAAGGAAGAGAACCCUGUCACUAUCAACACAGGUAUCAAACUGCCACAGUUUCGACUGGCCGUAAGCGAAGAAAAUUAUCCAGUUGAAGAAAUAACGAAGUAUCUUAAAAGCGGAAACUAUAGCGAACUGCAAGUGAAUUGCACGAUGAAUCGUGACUACGAGUAUCACGUCGUGCAAAGUCUGGUGCCGUGUGUAUUUCUGGUUAUUUGCUCUUGGCUCUCCUUCUGGUUACAUGUCCAAGCAGCGCCUGCAAGAGUGGCUCUCGGUGUUACGACGUUCUUAGCGAUAUACACACAGAGCGCCGCGGUGCGUUACAACCUUCCUCCCGUCUCCUAUCUAAAAGCCAUCGACGUUUGGUUCAUAGUGUGCAACAUAUUCAUAUUUCUGUCACUGCUGGAGUUUGCACUGGUGAACUACUUUACCAGAAGGUCGGCGAAGGUUGACAAAGGCAUUGAGGCACCCGAGCCCGCCAAAGAACAGGAAACAAAAUACACGGCUGAGUCGGAGCGCGUCCUGCCAAAGCUAAAGCGUCAUUUGUCACAUUUUACUAUCCUAGCAGAUGAGGAACAUCGUAAAGCAAAGCACGUCGACAUUGUCGCUCGCGUGCUGUUCCCCGUCGCCUUCUGCUUCUUCCUCAUCUUAUUCUGGUCGAUUUAUGGCGCAUCUAGUCAGAAUCUGUAAUAAUCAAUUACGCACCGUCUUUUAGUGAAAGGACGUGUGAUUAAUUUACAUUUUGUUUAACAUAUCGAUUACAAGGAAAUGUACGUAUAUCAAACCUUUGGCUUAUAGAAUCUCUGUAGUACAUCGCGGUGUAUUGAGAUUCUAGUAGUAAUAUGUCUUGAAACGUUACUUCGCAUAGCAUGUUAUUUUACAAAUAUUUCACCAUUUAGAAUGAUAGAAGAAGAAUGUAGUACGAAUUGUAUUGGUUUGAUAUGAAAUUAUUAAAACUUGUUUCCCUAUUGCUGUCUAUGUGGAUAUACACAGAAUAUUCAACUUCCCGUUUCUCUCUCUCCUUCACAAUCGUUUUAAAAUUCUAUCAGAUAUAAUAUAAUGUUACACCGUACGAUGCUAAUUAAUACAAUGCCAAAGAGUUCGUUCCUGUCUCAGUUAUAUAUACUACUUUCUAUUUUCUAUGCGAUAUUAAUUUACU
Priapulus caudatus is the source of this 1817-nucleotide messenger RNA. Its product is annotated as glycine receptor subunit alpha-3-like. Gene Ontology annotation, molecular function: chloride channel activity; neurotransmitter receptor activity; transmembrane signaling receptor activity. Bases 101 to 1348 code for a protein of 415 amino acids. NCBI's taxonomy places the organism in Eukaryota, Metazoa, Priapulida, Priapulimorpha, Priapulimorphida, Priapulidae. The record is from RefSeq and is a predicted model, not a curated record. The transcript has a single exon. Gene Ontology annotation, biological process: chemical synaptic transmission; regulation of membrane potential; signal transduction. Gene Ontology annotation, cellular component: synapse; neuron projection; membrane.